Symbiodinium necroappetens is the source of this 990-nucleotide messenger RNA. Lineage: Eukaryota; Dinophyceae; Suessiales; Symbiodiniaceae. The record is from the annotation of a GenBank genome assembly.
AUGUCUUUGGAUGGCUUUGACUGGAUGUCAGACGUCGCGUAUGGUCUUCAUCGACGAGCUUUCCGGAAGGAAGGCCAAAAGUUUGUACCCUGGGCCUCAGUGGCCAGGGCGGCUCCGACUUUCAAGGUAGCAGGACUUGCUGGGGCGUGGACCACGGGCGACGGGGCUUUUCGUGGUGCGGCGCUGCGCCACGAUCUGCCUGCAAACCGAGUCGUGGAUGCGGCCGUGCGAAGCCGUAAGGCUCAUUUGCCGUUUCGCAUGGUGGAAGUUGGCGUGUUCAAGGGCAACCUCACGCAGCACGUCUGGCAUCGAGCAGCACGGCGUCCAGGUGCUUUUGAACUCCACCUGGUCGACCAUUGGGGGGCCGCCGAUCGGCCGAUGGGUGUAGCCAGCCAGGCAUUGGGCACUGGUUCUGACAUGGGUGGCCAAAGCAACGCUUCCCUUAUGCGCUCCGUGUGGCGAUCCUUCGGGCGCGCUGGAGCUCGGAGGAUGGAGGUGCCGCACUGGCAAGGCUCGAGACAGGCCUGUGCCGCAUUGAAUGAAGCCAAAGCGCGCUUCCGCGCUGACGUGCUCUUCCACCGCAGCACAAGCGUUGGCCCGUCCAGGUGUUUCGAGGAGGACAGCCUCGACCUUGUCUACAUUGAUGCUGAUCACAAGUGGUGGAGCGUAUUGCAAGAUUUGAGCGCCUGGUGGCCCAAAGUCCGGCCCGGUGGACUCAUGAUGGGGCAUGACUUCCAUUUCAACACGCUGAUGGAGCGGGAAGAGCUGGCUGGAGGCAGCAUCAACGAUGUGCCCAUCGCAGUUGGGGCUUUCUUCCGUGCCCCAUUGCAAGUGUUGUUGCACAGUGGAUUCGUGUGGUCAGUCCAGAAGCCGACAAAUUUCGCUACGAAUGUUUCCGAGGUCGCUCUGCAGCGACAGGAGCUGUGUGAUUUGCUGCGGAGUCGGCUGAAGCCCCACGCCACCUUCGAGAUAUGCGACUUGAAAGCGUGA